This is a messenger RNA of Aspergillus glaucus CBS 516.65, 1653 nucleotides long. RefSeq names its product cytochrome P450. Lineage: Eukaryota; Fungi; Ascomycota; Eurotiomycetes; Eurotiales; Aspergillaceae. The coding region runs from base 64 to 1575 and encodes 503 amino acids. The record is from RefSeq and is a predicted model, not a curated record. Gene Ontology annotation, molecular function: monooxygenase activity; heme binding; oxidoreductase activity, acting on paired donors, with incorporation or reduction of molecular oxygen. The transcript is spliced from 9 exons.
GCAGAGUUUGUCAACUAUCAACCCGUCGAAGCGAAGCCUAUUUGAUACUAACUAACUAGUACAAUGGAGCCCACUACUUUGAAUAUGUCAUCCGCAAUGCCCAAUAUCCAUGCCUGGGACUAUCUGGUUGUUACUUCCAUUCUUUCUGCAUUGCUUGCUCUUUGUGCAAGGUUUCUUACAAAUGGGUCAAAAGCCUUUACGAAUAGCGAAGGCUUCAAAGUCAAAGCUUUUAAGGAAGACACGCGCUUCCAAAGAUUCUCUCAUGGUCCCGAAAUUUCCCAAAAGGGAAGUGAAGUAUCUGGAAAUGACCCGUACCUUGUCAAAAAUGGGCGCUUCCAAGAGCUUGUCAUCACGCAGCCGGAACAAUUGCGGGAGUUCUCUCGGAAAGAUGCCAAAGACCAUAUGAAACCGAAGAAUAUGAAUCUCGGAGACUGUUUUGGCCGGCUUCUCGGUAAUUCGGUUGGCGUUCAAGGAGGACGGAAAUGGGCCAUGAUGCGUGCCCAUUUUAACCCAGGAUUCUCCCGCUUGGCCAGCAUGGACAUGGUACCAACAUUCGCUGCAGAGAUCAGGCACUGGGUGGCUGACUUGCCCAAAUGCUCAUCUUGCAACUCACAUGCUGCAAACACCUUUUUUCGGAAUGCAACUCAGGCUUGCCGGUAUUUACCUUUUCGCUUGAUUGCGUUGACUGCCUAUGGCGAGGCCCUUAAUGACGAGACAUACGAAGAAUUACUUCAUCUGAACGACCUUCACGAUACUUUGAUGUUUGAUGCCUUCUUUGGAAAAUGGACAGUCUCCAAACUUUUCAAUAUUCUCCCAACAGAGUCUAGGAAACGAAUGCAGACAUUCCAAAAAGGCUGGAAGAAAUUGAACCACGAUGUCAUUGCAAGAGCGAAGGCUGAAGGGCUUCGCAGCCCAGCUGAACAGAUCUACAAAGGUGUCGAAUUGGGUGAUAUGUCGGAAACCGAGUUCCUGCAAACAAUGGACGAGUUGCUUUUCACCAAUAUCGACGUGACAUCGACCGUAACUGCUUCUCUCCUCAUCAACAUCUCCGAAAAUCAGCCUUUCCAGGCAGCCCUCCGCGAAGAAAUCGCAGCAUCGCAGAGCCAAGAAUCCUAUAAUAUCAAAGAUUACAUUGCCAAAAAGGAUACGCUUCUUCAUUAUGCUGUCAUGGAAUCCAUCCGAAUGUGUCCUGCACUCUGGUUCUCUCUACCUGAAAAGACAGCAAUUGACAAGGUAAUCGAAGGAUAUUAUGUCCCAGCAGGGACAACGAUUAUCAUUGACUGGAAACGCCUGAACACUACGCCUGCCAUUUGGGGUUCUGAUAGUGAGCUCUUCCGUCCUGAGCGGUUUGCUAGCAUGUCGCCUAUGUCGUAUCGCUAUGCAUUUCUCCGCUUUGGAUUUGGACGUGAGCGAUGUCUGGGCAAGAACAUUGCAGAAAUUAUGCUGAAACUUGUGCUGGUUUCCAUUGUGCAACAAUAUGACAUAAAACCAGGUAAAAAUGAUGGCAUUAGGCAGGACAAGUUUACUGUGACAUCAGAUGGGGAGAUUGGGUUUACGCCAAUUGUACAUGCGUGAAGAAAGAAAAAUAGAUACAGAACCCUAAGGGCAUAUAAUAUUCAUGGUACGGCGAAAGAACCCCUUAAUCUAGCAAGU